UACGAAUCAUUCGAUUAAUCCGGCUUUGUAUACACUUUACAUUCCCAUCUGUAUGCCUUGCGUACGAUCUCAUCUUUUCAAAUUUUCCAUGAAUGUUUCGAUAGUCUUCCCUCGGCUAUUGGUAAUGCAAACACUCUUCCUUAAUUCAAAGUCCACAAGAUGGUAUUCACUUGUGAGCUUUAAUUUUAGCUGAGAAUAGAAAUGUGGGAAGUUACAGGACGUUCGCAACUGGCGUAGAACAUCCGACUUAACAUCUCCUAUGAAUAAAGUAAGAUAAAAUUGAUUUAGCUCGGUGGUGAUGCGGGGAUGUGGAUCUGUUUCGAUGCUAUAGGAAGCCGAGAAGGCUGGCAAGCUUCUACUUUAUUCUUCAUGUUUGUCUAUUGGAUAUGUUUCGGCAUUGAUGGAAGCUUAACGAACGCGAUCGCAUCCAAUGUCCCUCACAAUACUGUUACAUCAGAAGUAUCGCUAACAGUUCCGACACACCAUGAAGAUGACGAAUGUAGGAAUGUGACCACUGAUAAUAGAGCUACUACCGGUCUGUCAGUGGUUGGGCAGGGAUCUGGUUCUCCUCAUUCGCCGAUAGUGCCUCCAACUUUUCUGUACGGAGUUCUUACCUGCCAACCGUAUCAAGGAAUUUCUGUGAACCACAUCUACUUUCAAUUAGCGAACGCCUUUUUCCUAUUGUCACACCUUGCACCAAGUGGCAUACACGGUGUACUUUAUUUAAGGUGCACUCUACUCGUGGGUUGUGCCUUUCUUGCUUUGUGGGGCUGGACAAUAGCUUGCUGGCUGGACGCUGCUCUUUGGAAUGCUCUGUUUGUUGCCAUCAACUUCGUCCAUGUAUGCACGCUUCUUUACAAGCUCAGGCCUAUCAAGUUCUCAAGAGAAGUCGAAGAGGUAUAUAUUGCAGUGUUCCAGCCGUUAAGAGUGUCGCGGCAUCAAUUCAAAAAAGUAUUAAAUUGUAUGAAAGUCAUUCGACAGUUAAAGUAUCAAGAAGUUUAUGCCCAAGAGAAAGUGACCAAAGUUGAUUCUUUAUCUUUGGUACUGUCCGGAAAAUUAGUAGUCUCGCAAAAUGGAAGAGCAUUGCACAUUGUCUUCCCACAUCAGUUCCUGGAUUCUCCAGAAUGGUUUGGUGUUUCUACAGAUGAAUACUUUCAGGUGUCAAUAACAGCUAUGGAAGAGUCAAGGAUAUUAUUAUGGCAUAGGGACAAAUUAAAAUUAAGCAUAAUUAGUGAUCAAUUUCUGCAGGCAGUGUUUGAUCACGUUUUGGGACGAGACGUAGUUAAAAAAUUGAUGCAGGUUAGUGAAACGAUGGCUGCUAGCAGUCAUCAACAACAGAAUGGACAAGUAAUCGGUUUAAGUGGUAUCGGAGCCUUAGAGAACGAUCCUGACACCAAACUCUUUGUUGUGAAAAAGACUGGUGAUAGUCAAGGUAUUACUGCUCUCAUCAGCCGUCAGCUUCAAGAAGAGAGAAUGCCGCUGCUGUACACGACUCAGGAAGUGCUGAACAACACUUUGCAUCAUAUUAAUCACCCACGUACACUUCCCCUGCAUCCCGUGCAACACAACAAUGUUCAGUCCUCCUUAUAAUAAUAUAUCAUCCCUGCGACACAAACAAGUGCAGUUACUUAGCACAAAUUUGUACGUGAUACAUGUUAUAUUUCUCCAAUGGAUAUCCGUUUAUUUUCUUCUGGUUAUUGCAUUCAGCAGCGGGAGACCCGAACGCGUGGAGAUUGGGAAGAAUCGAAGAGACUGAUCACGAAACACCCGUUUAAUGAAACGAAUCUCAAAACGAAUGUCAUCCUCGACAGUCAAUAUAAAGUAAACCACCGGUCUUUUUACAUAACACGAUCGAGUAUACUCGUCGUUACGGAAAACUGUAUGGCAUGGUGUGCUGUGCGUGGAACAAUUGAACAUUCUCUUGCCAAUUAAUCAUUUCUCCCACUAGUCAAGUAACAACGGAAGGCAAAACGAAGAUUUCAACAACGUUUGUAUAGGAUAAUGGUCCUCUAUUCUAGUUUAUACAUACAAAGUGAUAUUACGACUUAAAUAUUACUUUAUGCUUCCAAUAUUAUUAUUAUUAUUGUUAUUAUUCUCGUCACCAACUGAAACUGAUUUAAACGUGGCUGAUUUCCUUCGACGAGCGCGUACUGCGUUUAGCGGGCGUCAGACGAACAAGACUAUGAGUACUCAAAGGUGUAACAGAAUGCAAGUUGUUCGAUCGCAGCGGCGUAACUUCUUUAAACGAGAGGAUCUGUGAUUCAUUGGAACCGGUGAAGAACAAAAUUUAGGGGGAGGCCUAAACACCUUGAUCGUUUCCCGUAUCCAGAUAGUGCCUUUUUACUUGCAUUUCAUUUAUUCAUUCUUUGAGAGGAAAUACAUGUAUGUACAGUACCAUUGCGUGUGCAUGUAUACUGAUUUACACGUUCAUUCAGUGUAUUUUAACGAUGUUGCUGACGGAACUCUCUAGUCACCAUCGUUUCUUUAAAAUGGGACCAUUUUUAACUGGUCUUACGUUCGAUCAUGUUCAGAAGACAAUGUCUAGACCAAGUCCAAGAUAAUUUCAUUCGAUCAAAUCGCAUUCCAAUGAACAUUCGCAAUUUUAGUUGUUAAAUCGAAUGUUAAACCUUUGUUAUCAACAGAUUCCGUCAGCAAUUAAUGAUUUCUACAGUCGGAGCUAUCGGACGAUAGACUCCGGGUAUUAUUGCGCGAAUCAUAUCAUAAAUACUACCACUAGAUAAAUGGCGUUCAGAUUAGAGAUGCAGGAAGUUACGCCAGAAAGAGCUGGAUGAUAAUACAAUUGUAACGUGAGCUAUAUUAAGAAAAUAUUUAUAUUGAUAUACAAUUGCCGAUAGGAGAAUAAAUGCAUAUAUUAACAUUUAAUGUUUAAUAUAAUAAAAUUAUCGGAAAUUGUUACAAUAAUAUAACUACACGAUUAUUAUUUUUUUAUUUAUAAUCGAGAAUUGGAUUAACUUGACGUAUAAUUUACGGACUAUCGUCGAUUGUUGUGAACUGAAAACGAGUCAAAAUGAAUACGCACAGAGUAACGCGAAGCGAGGACUCUCCGAGGAAUGACCAUAACGAACGUUAUCAGAAAAAAUGUAAGCCGGCGAAAAUUUAAAGUAAAAAUCUCAGGUUUCGUUGAUUGGAUACAGUUUUCGAGAAGAUACGAGAAAAUUUGUAAAGACAAUUUUGUCUAGUCCUUAGCGAAAUGCGUUCAAAUGAAUUUAAAACAUUGCUAAUCGAAUUCAUGCCCAGUUAAGAUUUACAUACAUACUUUAAGAAGACUUUUUAUAUGUAAAAAUCAUAGAGUUCUUGAGCAUAUUCUAUUCGAGAUAUUAUAACUAGUUUAAACGUUAAACGGAUAAUAAUUGUCUAUCGUACAUGUGAAAUACAUCCUUAACAAUUAUUUGUUUAGGCAACAAAUAUACAUGUUAUAUGUACGCGUAUUCGUUUGGUAAAAUCAAACCGUUCUUUUUUUACGCGACGUCAAAUCGAAUUAUACAGGGUGUUCCAGAAAGAGUAUGAUUCUAUAAGUGUUUCUGAACAACAAUUUCCUUUGCCAGAAUGCAAAGUGGUUUUUGAAUUAUAAACGAAUAACACUGACCAACCUGAGCGGACCCGCGGCCAGCCACGAAUAGGUUAGUUCGGAUCGUGGUACUUGGCCGUGGCUUUGCAUUUUGGUAAAAGAAAUUAUUGUUCAUAAACACUUACUGAAUCGUCUCUCUUCAGCUCUAACACUUUAUGUGGAACACCCUGUAUAUACAACUUAACGAUUUACUUUUAAUACUAUUCAUGUAUGUAUGAGAAAGUGUAAGUGUUUUAUUUUAAUGAAUGUAAAUUAUUAUUCGUUAAUCAUCUCUGUUGUUUAUUGUUUCGUACUGUUAUUACACGAGUAGACCUUUUUUAGCGCAUAACAGGUAGCUAGGUAUUAUGAAUGAAAUGAACAAAUUUGAACGGCGCAUUGAAUACAAUAAUGAAAAAUUUAACGAUGGAAGAAAUAAAGGAAGUUAGUUUUAGAAAAGAA
Ceratina calcarata is the source of this 4027-nucleotide messenger RNA. RefSeq names its product blood vessel epicardial substance. The transcript has 10 exons. The record is from RefSeq and is a predicted model, not a curated record. The coding region runs from base 307 to 1590 and encodes 427 amino acids. Gene Ontology annotation, cellular component: sarcolemma. Gene Ontology annotation, molecular function: cAMP binding. Gene Ontology annotation, biological process: striated muscle cell differentiation; skeletal muscle tissue development; regulation of membrane potential. NCBI's taxonomy places the organism in Eukaryota, Metazoa, Arthropoda, Insecta, Hymenoptera, Apidae.